Messenger RNA from Triticum turgidum subsp. durum (durum wheat), 828 nucleotides. The record is from the annotation of a GenBank genome assembly. NCBI's taxonomy places the organism in Eukaryota, Viridiplantae, Streptophyta, Magnoliopsida, Poales, Poaceae.
AUGGAGGAGGAUCCCGGAGGGGCCAUCAUCACCAUGAAGGCCAAGGACCAGAGGGAGAACCUCUCCCCAUCCAGGGAGGAGGCCAUGGAGGAGGAAGCACAAGGGGGGAACCUCUCCUCCUCUUUCUCGGUGGCACCGGAGUGCCAUCGGGAGGGGAAUCAUCAUCCCUCAAUGGAAGCAUCACAGAUGACCACCACCAUCUUCUCUACCAUCGUCAUCAUGCUUCUUUCCUCGGCCAUCGCUGCUCAGAGCAGUGGUGACGUUGGUGGCAAGCCCAAACCGACGGACUUCAUGGUGGGAGCGUGCAAGAACGUUUCGAACUUCUCCCGCGGACACAACGAAGGAGACAAGUACGUGAGCCAAGAAUUUUGCAUCUCGACCCUCCAGUCCGACAACCGAAGCGCCAACGCCAAGAACCUCCACGACCUAGCGCUCAUACCCGUCGACAUCCUCAAGGAGCGCGUUGUCACCGCCGGUGGCAACGUCAAGAAUAUGUUGCAUAACACCAAGAACAGCACAUCGUCGACGGCACGCCAUCUCAGAAUCUGUGAGCUGGACUACGCGGCUACUGCGAGCAUCCUGAACUUCUGCGACGCCUUGAUGAGGAACUACCAGGGUGAAAGAAGCGCGGGCCACGACGAUGACAAGCCGCUAUUCUCCAAGCUGCCCGAAUGUGUGGACAAAGUGUACGAGGUCUCCAGCUACUGCGCAAUUGCGCUUCUUGAUAUGCCGGGGGCGGAGGCGCUGCUCAAGGAAAGCCAUCAACUGGACAUGCUGAUCAAUCUCAGCAUCGCCUUGCUAGCACCAUACAAAGAUCUCGAGUCAUAA